Molecule: messenger RNA, 579 nt
Organism: Sphenostylis stenocarpa
Lineage: Eukaryota; Viridiplantae; Streptophyta; Magnoliopsida; Fabales; Fabaceae
Source: the annotation of a GenBank genome assembly
AUGACUUCACCACCACCACUCCUCCCAUUCUACACCUCCGGUGAGUUCCACGCACCACCCCUCCACGUGAACCCACUCUACAUCCUAGGGUUCCUCGCCACCACAAUCAGCACCUCCUUCAUAAUUUACCUUGCUUACAUCCACAAUGACACCCCAAUGCUCUUCUUCACCUCCUUCAUAUAUGUAUUUUACUUUUCCGUCGACUUCGCCCCUCUCCCACCUGCUCCCUCGGCGCGUGCCAUCCACUUCAGGCUCUUCCUCUGGGCGCUUCUCAACGCCACCAUAUUUGCAUUGGCGUGUUCGUUCUGGUCCGUUUUAACGCUCCCUGACAGUAUGUGCUUCUUGUGGGUGGUGAUAGGUGGCAGCGCGUUGCUGUUGAGCGCGUGGAGCGGGGAGAGUAACUUUGUUGCGAAAAAGGAACAGUCGUUUGGCCCGAUAAUGUUGAUGUUUUUGGGUCUGGGGAGACGCUAUGUGACAACUCAACUUAUCCUGCACGCCGCCAUCAUGAAUGCAAGGAAGCUCGUUAGACCAAGGAACGACAACAGUGUGGUGAAUACUAAAAUAUUAAGUUUCUCAUGA